Messenger RNA from Durusdinium trenchii, 2690 nucleotides. The record is from the annotation of a GenBank genome assembly. Lineage: Eukaryota; Dinophyceae; Suessiales; Symbiodiniaceae.
GUCCUGCCGACACCUCGUCCUCGCUUCAACAUCAGCAAGAUGGCAACUCGCAGGCGAAGCCCGUCCAAGAGACGCAAAGAGGAAGAGGCGGAAGAGUUUCAGGAUCCCAUCCAGCAGGUGCCGGACUCAGAGGAGGAGUACGCGUGGGAUCUGGUGGGAUGAAGAACGGCAGCCGAACUUGGCUGACUGGACACCUCCGACACCACCAGAAGAUCUACGACAGUGAAGUGGCCACCUAUGAACAGAUACCCAACCAUGUGGACAUUAUGAAGUAUAACUCCAAGAUCGAUUUGCUCGAGAUUUUCUCUGGCAGCGCUCGGCUGACGACAACGGCAUGUCGAUAUGGCCUCAAUGCACUACAACCUUUCGAUCUUCGAGAAGGCAUUGAUCUGUCCACUCCAGAGGGGCGUGAACUGACCCUUCAUGCAGUACGACACCAUCGACCCCUUCUAUUACAUGUGGCUUGGCCUUGUAAGCUUUGGAGUCUCUUCAAUGAGAAUAUGAACUGGUCUCACAGGUUGGCUGACCUGGAGGUCUUGCGAGAAGAGGAGCGAGUUUUGGUCAAGUUCACUGCCGACCUCUGCAAGGAGCAACAUGCUCAUGGACGCCUGUUUUUGGGCGAGAAUGUGCUUCGCUCAAGGCUCUGGCAAGAGCCCAUCAUCGAGGACCUGGCCCGAGAGACCGAUGCAGACUUCACACUCCUCGACCAGCUGGACAGACGCUUCGACAACACCAGGACGAGAACAUUCGACCUUAACAAGACCGACCCUGUCUACGAGGAGCUUUGUGCACUUGUGCCUUGGACCAUUGAGAAGGUGUGGUCGAAAAGAGAUUUGGCGGCCACGCAACUCCAGACAACCAAGUACGGCGGUCCUGCUUGGCACACAGUUCACCGCAGAGUGACAACCAAUUUGGCCACUGGUGAACUCAUCCAGGACCUCGAGAACCCUUUCCAACAACCAGAUCGACUCGUCCACAAGAAGCUACGACCUCCUCGCGACAUUGAGACCUUCUUUUACCACAGGCCUAUGCUUCCAGGAGGUCAUGAAAACCCAGGAGCUGCGGAGGAUGGGCUAGCCGCGGAGGAGGCGGACGGCUUUCCCUCCAGCACCCUGGAAGACGGCGCGUCAGGAGCUGCAGAAGACGGGCCAGCCGCGGAGGAGGCGGACGGCUUUCCUUCUAACGAUCGCCAAACAUUUGUCCACGAGUUUGAAGAACAGCCUGAGAUGGACAACUGGUUUCUGCCGAAGGCACUCUUCUUCCUUCAACGGCUUUACCACCAGCAGGACUACGACUCCCUGUGCCAACUCGAGAUGAGGCAGCACGACAGGCCCUUCGAUACGACGGUGAUGUUCAGCCACCGCUGGGACAUCUUUGAUGACAACACGAUGUGUUUGAAGUUCCCUGGCUUUGAUGGGAGUCCUGACACUAUUGGCUUCCAACGUUGCCAGGUCUACAUGAACUUUUACCUCAAGAGUGCCCAGAGGCAGCAGGAGGUGACUGAAGGAGACCCUGAGGUCUCAGAUGUGGACUCCUCUGACCAAGACCUCGAUGUCAGCAACCAAAAGGUGAAGACACGCCAAGAACAGAAACAGUUCGAGAAAGAGAUACCUUGGCGUGACAUCAUGAAGAUGGACCGGAUGACAAUAGACAAAUACAUCUUGGCCAUCCAGAAAGAAUUUGACGGCUGGCAGCGGUGGUCUGGAGUUCAACCAAUUCCUGAGGCCGAAGCUGAACGCAUCUUCAAGGACAGAGUGCUGCGCAGACGGGCGCUCAAAUCCCGUAUGGCAUACCGCGACAAGAACCGCGGAGUGGGCACACUGGCAGCAAAAGCUCGCUGCGUUCUCAUCGGCUGCGCCGACCCCGACUUGACAUCCUUGUCACGGGACAGCCCGACACCUUCAAGGACAUCGGAAUUCUUGCUUUUGGCCAUUUUGGCCUCUGGAGCAAAUGGACGUUUCAACAACACACCUGACCGAUGGCAUUGUUGGAUCAGUGAUGCAAAGAACGCCUUCCUACAAGGCAAGCAGAACACUGAAGAGAGAAACGGCCAGCCUCUCUACAUGCAGCCACCAGAGGACCCUUUGGUCAAAGAAUCUGGAUGUUUUGCAGCCCAUCUGUACCUCGUCACUGGCAAUUGUUACGGCCUAAGCAAUGCACCACGCAUUUGGUACAAACAUGUAUGCACAGUCCUCAGCCAGAACAAGUUCAGAAUGCAUGACCUGGACAGAUGCCUCUUUUACCAUGUUUCAGAGGCCACUGGCGAAGAGAAAGUUGACUGUGUGCUCAUCAUCCACGUGGACGAUGUUUUAGCUGUGUACUCAGACAGGUUCUCCCUUGAAAUCUUGGAGACCAUGUUUGAGUGGGGCUCAGUGACAAAGCUAGAUGGUACUAAUGAAGGCACCUACCGCGGCAAGGAGAUCAAGCUGUUUGAAGAAGCUGGCGAAUGGAAGGUCAAAGUGACACAGAAAGAGUUCUGCAAAACUCUUGAACCUCCACGCAACCUUCCUGGCAAGAUGGAUGACAAGCUGACUCCUGCCGGUUGGAAAGAAUUUCGCAGCCUGGCAGGCUGCUUACAAUGGCUUGCGAGCCAAAGCCGACCGCCUUUGGCGGCAGUGACAAGCCUCAGCAACAAAGGCUCUGACACCACCUUCCGAGACUUGAAGAACCUCGGAGAGGCCUUGCUGUAU